This is a messenger RNA of Nasonia vitripennis (jewel wasp), 1223 nucleotides long. RefSeq lists its product as uncharacterized. The transcript is spliced from 3 exons. The coding region runs from base 848 to 1192 and encodes 114 amino acids. NCBI's taxonomy places the organism in Eukaryota, Metazoa, Arthropoda, Insecta, Hymenoptera, Pteromalidae. The record is from RefSeq and is a predicted model, not a curated record.
GCGCGUAAAUGGCACCACGUGAGCUUUGUGCGUUGGCUCAUGACAAUUGCGGCGUUUCCUCCGUAUCGUGCACCGGAAUUAUUAUACUUCUUUCAUAAAAAAAUCGGAUCGUCGCAAUUUUCAACGCGCGACCCCUUUCGUAUGCAAAUUUCCCCGAGCUUAUUCAUUGUGCCGAACACAAUCACUCAUAUGGCGCGUGUGUUAUUGUUGUCUAAGCGAAAUUAUCGUCGGAACUAAAUCGCCCAACUAUACACUUGUCAGCCGCGACGACGCUGCGCCGAAGAAAAUUAACGAUGCCGGUCAGAGUUUUCCCUCGUUAGUCACCGGCCAACUUGUCAACGUCCACGUCUAAUCAGCUGCUCUAGCGAGUGAAUUCAUCUCCGACACUUGCGCCUGUUAGAGCUAAUGGCGUUUAUUUACGGAUCCAAUGAGAAUUUGACAUGCGCACGAAAGGCGGAAUAGCAUUAAAGCGGCAUGGGAACGUUUCCGGUCCGUUAAGGAAGAAGAAAAACAGAAAAGUUACGAGAUGUAGGUGUACACGUAAAGUGACGGCCGUGACUCGAAAUUUGUUAUUUCGAUAUUUUCUCGUAAUUGGGCUUGUUUCACGAUGUUUUGUGUGAUUUUCAAGACAUGCAAAUGCUGCUCGUCAGUUGGAAUCUUCGUUUUCGACCAUGUCUUCUAUUGUUCUAUGAGUUCUAUUGUUUUGACCGACAUGAAGCUGGUCACCUUAGUUCAACCCGAAUCAGUUAUAGUUUUUCUCGCAUAAACAAAUACAUAUAGCCUCCAAAAUUCGUCUGACAACCCACGAAAAGUAUAAACUUAUAUCGGAAGAAAUUUUUCGAUCAAAAUGGCCAAGGAUAUCAAAGAACUGUUCAAAGACAUAAAUUUCGACUUGAGAUUGGCCGAAUGCAUUACGUGCUUGAUCGGCAUAAUAGUGCUGUACAACACUGCCAACGUCUAUCGAAUCUGGUCGCUCCACGGUUGGUUUUUGGUCGCCUUGGCCUACGUGAUCGCCUACUGCUUCGAGGACCCGAGCGUCUGGCUGGAAAUCGUCCUUCUGGUGGCGUACUUUGUCGUCAUGCUUGUCACCGUAUUCAUGAACUUCUCGUCCCACUGCAUGUUUCCGCUUAUCUCUGCAGUACUGAUCGGCGUCGAUGUAGUCUUUCUAGUUCUGAACAAACGGAAUAAAUAAAUAAAUAAACUUCUUUGUGUGAAAUCUCAAA